AUGUACGAAGGGAUUGACAACCUGAAAUCCCUUUACGACCGUGCCGAAAAGACUUUCUCCAGCGGUCCUUCUACGGCACAGGAUUUGCCGCGUCGUACUGCUCAACAAGACCCAGUACGUCGAUCAUCAGUUGGGAGCGGGGCUCCCAAGAAUCCCAGGACGGGGGAUAGCCGCGCCACCGGACGAGAUAACUCGUCCGACGUCCGUUCACGUCGCGGUGGUUCAACAGCUGCUCAACUAGAUAGCGCUGGCCACCGCGAGAGUCCUCUAAUGGAGGUGGAGGAGGAGGAAAGAUGCUCUCCACACGAUCUUGUGGAUCGGUGUGUUCCCGAGAGCUUCUUUGAUCGCGUAACGCAAGGGUUACGCGAAGAUCUCGAACAUGAGCGGAACAGGCGUCUCCAAAUGGCGGACACUGCCUUGAAGCAUCGAGCUGAGUUUGCCUUUGCUCAGCUUGAGAACGAGAGAGCUCUGCCAUCUCUUCAUGACGAGCUAAGGGUAGCUCGUGGGGAUAUCGAUAGGUCUCGGGAUGAGAUAACUGCUCUUCAGACCCUUGUUGAUAUCCACCAUCGGGAGCACAAGGCUCUCUGCGAGAUGCUUGAGCGCAAGGGCGUUCUUAUCGGAAGAAGCUGCGUACUGAUGGCGGUGCAAUACACGAAAUUGGCCGAUGUACUUGGGUAG
Messenger RNA from Peronospora matthiolae, 678 nucleotides. The record is from the annotation of a GenBank genome assembly. Lineage: Eukaryota; Oomycota; Peronosporomycetes; Peronosporales; Peronosporaceae.